This is a messenger RNA of Trichosurus vulpecula (common brushtail), 780 nucleotides long. RefSeq names its product zinc finger protein 684-like. NCBI's taxonomy places the organism in Eukaryota, Metazoa, Chordata, Mammalia, Diprotodontia, Phalangeridae. The transcript is spliced from 4 exons. The coding region runs from base 49 to 654 and encodes 201 amino acids. The record is from RefSeq and is a predicted model, not a curated record. Gene Ontology annotation, biological process: regulation of DNA-templated transcription.
AAAUUCUGGUCUUGUCCAAGAAGGGGGAGAAUCAAGGUGGAGGAAAACAUGGCUACUAAGCACCUGCAAGGCGGUUACCAGACAAUACUGACAUUUCAAGAUGUGGCUGUGGAUUUCACCCGGGAGGAGUGGAGGCUGCUGGAUCCAGCUCAGAACGACUUGUUCAGGGAUGUGAUGCUGGAGAACUACGAGAAUUUUAUCUUCCUGGGGCUUCCAGUUUCCAAAGGAGACAUCCUUUCCAAGUUGGAAAAAAGAGAAGCACCAAGACUGCCCAAGAGAGAAAUUCCAAGAAGCCCUUACCUAGAAUUUCCUCAGAAAUGUAAUACAGUUGGACAAAAGGACAGUAAGAAGUCAGUCCUUGCUGCACAGCAUCAAGUUCCUGAAGCCAACUUCAAACACUUUUCAGACUUAAGUGAAUAUAAUGGAAGUGAUAUGGGUGAGAAACUUUAUAAUAAAGGCAAGAAACCCUUUACUAACCACUCAAACUUUAUUCAUUACCAUGGAAUAUAUACUCAAGGAAAACUAAACAUAAUGAAUUUGGCAGAGCCUUCAGUAUCAAUUGAUGCCAUCCUGUACAUCGAAGAAUUCAUACUGAGGAGAAACCAUUUGAAUAUACUGAAUGUGGAAGAAACUUCAGCAGUAAACAAAACCUAACUGCACAUCAAAUAAGUCAUACUGGGAAGAAGCCAUUUAAAUAUAAUGAAUGUGGAAAAACUUUUAACAGUAAUCAAAUCUUAUCUCAACAUCAAAGAAUUCACACUAGAGAAAAACCAUUUGAGU